AACCAUCAUUUGGGUUUUCUCUAAUGUUAAAAGAAAGUAAAGGGUAUAUUUAUUUUUAAAUUUUAACAUUGAUCGACUUUUAUUUGCGUCCAACGAAAGAGAAGAAGAUAAUGGUGGUGGUCCACUGCCACGCAUCAUCACCGUACCUCCGAGAUCCCCAACAUACGGCCCUCCAUUACCUUCUCCGGAGAGCUCCCCCGUCACCUCCCAUCAUCUAUGCAACAUCUCCUCAACCCUUAUCUUCUUCUUCGCCUUCUGCAGCAAGUACAAGGAGAACGCUAUUAGUGUCCAUAGCAACCACCAGUUUUUCUUCACUAAUCUUGUCACCUCCUUCAAAAUCCGCCACUAACACCGAGUUUUUCGACCUCCCUAACUCCGGUGGUGUCAAGGCCUUGGACCUCCGAGCUGGCACUGGCGCAACCCCCGUCGAUGGAGACCAGGUUGCAAUACAUUAUUAUGGAAGGCUGGCAGCAAAGCAAGGGUGGCGGUUUGAUUCCACUUAUGAUCAUAAAGAUAGCACUGGAGAACCAAUUCCCUUUGUCUUCACCCUUGGCUCCGGCAAAGUAAUUUCUGGGAUCGAAUCGGCUGUUAGAUCAAUGCAAGUUGGUGGAACUCGUCGAGUUAUCAUUCCUCCCUCCCAAGGAUAUCAGAACACUUCGCAGGAGCCUAUUCCCCCUAAUUUCUUUGACAGACAGAGGCUGUUUACCACCAUUUUCAACCCGACCCGUCUUGGCAAUGGAGAAGGCUCAACAUUGGGUACUCUAAUAUUUGAUAUUGAGUUGAUCAGCAUAAGGCAUUAGCAAACUCAACUUCCAUCUCAUAAAACUCUGUUUUAUUGCAAACAUCCAAGCAUGGAGAUGGUUUUCAUUUCCUCUGCUUCUAGAACUAUUGUUCCACUCAUUGUUAAUCCGAAAUGAGAAGAAUUUUCUGAA
This is a messenger RNA of Gossypium raimondii (Peruvian cotton), 932 nucleotides long. Its product is annotated as peptidyl-prolyl cis-trans isomerase FKBP17-1, chloroplastic. The record is from RefSeq and is a predicted model, not a curated record. The transcript is spliced from 4 exons. Gene Ontology annotation, molecular function: peptidyl-prolyl cis-trans isomerase activity. The coding region runs from base 111 to 800 and encodes 229 amino acids. NCBI's taxonomy places the organism in Eukaryota, Viridiplantae, Streptophyta, Magnoliopsida, Malvales, Malvaceae.